CAGUCAGUCCUCCACAGGAUAUUUUUACUGGAGUAGGCAGGCUUAAGCAUAUCAAUAUCCAAUCAUCAUCUAAAUUUUAGCAUAGUUAAAUAAAGCUGUUUUUAUUAUUCAAGUUAAAGUUAGAGGUUAUUAAAAAUCAUUGUUAAGGGGGAAAAGAGUUUAGUCUUAAGCUUCUUUGGAGUAUGACCUGUGACUUCAGACUGGGAACUAUACACAGCGGUGCAUUUUCCAAGUUUAAACUUUGUAAGUAUUCUAAUCUGUCUUCGAUUAAGAUUGAAGAUGUGCUCGACUCUCGUUCUCAUGGGCUUGCUUUACGGCUCCAUGUUAGUCCAAGGACAUAUCCUGGGUGGAAACAUUGAUAUCGAAGCCUCUCUGAAUGCUACAGCUCUCAUCCAAUACUGGCAGUACCCUUGUGAAGUGCAUGAAGUUGUGACAGAAGAUGGAUACAUCCUUACUUUAUUCAGAAUUCCACAUGGCAGAAUAAACACCACCAGCGAAGGUCCAAAGCCGGUGGUGUUUCUUCAACAUGGCUUACUUGUAGAUGCCACCAACUGGUACCAGAAUUUUCCCCAUAGCAGCUUGGCCUUCAUGUUAGCUGAUGCUGGCUAUGAUGUUUGGCUAGGAAAUAGCCGAGGAACCAGUUGGUCUCGAAAACACACCUCUCUUUCUCCCAAAUCAGAGAAGUUUUGGGCAUUCAGCUAUGAUCAUAUGGCUAAAUAUGACCUUCCAGCAUCAAUAGAUUUUGUUCUACGGCACACUCAACAGCAGCAAGUGUAUUAUAUUGGCCAUUCACAAGGAACCACUAUCGCUUUUAUCGCUUUUUCUACCAAUCGCCAUUUGGCUGCAAAAAUCAAGAUGUUUGUUGCCUUAGCUCCUGUUGCAACAGUUAAGCAUGCAAAAACUCCUCUGGCAAGACUUUCUCUACUUUUUGAUUUUCAAAUCAAGGAGCUGUUUGGAACUAAAGAAUUUUUGCCAAAGGAUUAUUUUCUCUCUUCAGUUGCCGCUGGAUUUUGCAGCCGGAAUGCACUUGCACCCCUAUGUAGCAACCUCCUAUUCAUAGUGUGUGGAUUUAAUGAAUACAACUUAAAUAUGAGUCGAGUAGAUGUAUAUGUAUCACAUGCCCCAGCUGGAACGUCUGUACAGAAUAUUAUCCAUUGGAAACAGGCAGUCAAAGGAGGCAAAUUACAAGCCUUUGAUUAUGGACACAAAAAAAACCAAAUUCAUUACCACCAGGCCGUACCUCCUGAAUACAAUAUAACGGACAUGAAUGUGCCAACUGCCAUUUGGAGUGGCGGACAGGAUUGGCUCUCUGGCCCUAGAGAUGUUUCUGCCCUAAUUCCCAAAAUCAAGAAACUAAUUUUCCACAGAUCUUUUCACGAGUGGAAUCAUUUGGAUUUUGUGUUUGGCCUUGAUGCAGCUGAAAAAAUGUACUAUGAUAUCAUUGCCUUGUUUCAGAAGAAUCCCUAACCAUGUUUAUCACUUAGGUACUGCAGCUAGAACUGCAGCCACAAAGUUGUGAGUUUGGUCCCAGGGCUCCGGAUUUGACUCAGCCUUCUAUCCUUUUAGAGGUCGAUAAAAUCCAGCUUGUUGAGGGCAAUUGGCUUACAUGUUGUAAAUUGCUUAGAGAUUUCAGUAUGAAGUGGUAUGGACAUGUAAAUGCUAUUUCUAUUGCUAUCAAAAUAAAGAACUCACACAACA
Molecule: messenger RNA, 1698 nt
Organism: Sceloporus undulatus (fence lizard)
Lineage: Eukaryota; Metazoa; Chordata; Lepidosauria; Squamata; Phrynosomatidae
Product: lysosomal acid lipase/cholesteryl ester hydrolase-like
Exons: 10
Coding region: 280-1467 (395 amino acids)
Molecular function (GO): hydrolase activity, acting on ester bonds
Source: RefSeq, a predicted model, not a curated record